Messenger RNA from Stylonychia lemnae, 1545 nucleotides. NCBI's taxonomy places the organism in Eukaryota, Ciliophora, Spirotrichea, Sporadotrichida, Oxytrichidae. The record is from the annotation of a GenBank genome assembly.
AUGAUUGUGAGCACAGACUAUGUCUAUGAAUCAGGUAAAGGAACAGCAAUGUUUUCUAAAAAUGGAAGACUGACUAGCUUUCAACACAAGGUCUUCACAGAUCCAGUAGAAGGCUACAAGAAAUCAACGAGAAAAGAAGAGGAGAUAUCGAUACCUGAUGAACUAGUAGGCAAGAAUGAAUACCUGCCCAUGAUACUAUAAUAAGCAAAUAAAUAAAAUUACCUUGAGAGAUUAAAAACUCAAAAUAAGGUAAUACAGCAAUAAUAAACAUUGAUGAAUGGAACUGACAGAGGAGAGAUGAAUAAAUCUGAACUCAAUCAGGAGAAUCAAGAAGAGAAUGAACUGGGAAGCAGAAAUAAGAGAUCUAACUAUAGUCCUGUUGGAGGUAGUUACAGCUUUAAGGCGAUUUCCAGAAAUAGAUCAGUGAUUGCUGAUAGAUAUUAUGGGACAACUGAUAAUCCUGAUCCUGCUCAUUAUAGACCAAAUAAUCAGCCACUGGAAAGAAAGGAAAUGACUUUAAAGUUCAAAUACUCAGAGGAACACAAAGCAAGGCAAAAGUUAGAGAGAAUUCCAGAAUGCGUUCAAGCAAACAUGGCUUGCACACUUGACAUCAGGAAAGCUGUAAGACUAGGCUAAAAAGGCACCAUUACCUUGAAACCAAUACAAGAGGAUGAAAUGUAAAUGACCAGAGAGGAAGUUCAAAAUCAAAAGAAAGGCUACUACUCCAAUUAAAUGGGCAAAUUAAACAUACCCUUCGAUAAAGUUAAAGACAGAACUCCAAAUGUGAUGCUAUGCAAUCCUAUUCCGCAUGACAUGAGAUUUGAAGUUCCGAAGUAUGACCUUGGAAUUCUUUCAUAGAAUUAGAAGACUGAUUAUCCCACAUUAGACAAAGUAUCUCCCAGAGGAGAGCUAUUUAAACCAAAAGAAAGGCUGCUAUAAUAUGACGUGAAUCUCGACAUGACUUAGCAAAACAGUAAGAAGGGUGUGCUAGAAUUUUAGAAGAUUACUAAAAGGAAGCCAAAUGAUAACAGCAAGCCCUAUCAAACUCCAGAUGGAUAUGAUCAUUAAUCUUUGGAAAGAGCUUACUAGCAAACAAGCGAUUACAAAAGACCACUAGGAGUUGUGCCUAUUGAUAAAACUUAUCCAAGAGAUGACUCAAUGUAUAAGUACUCUGAAGAGGCCUUGAAGAUUAUGAAAAAGAAAAAUUUGAAGAAGGAUUUUUCGUUUAUCUCUUAUCUACCUCACAGUGUAAUGAAAAGUGAUCACACCAGCAGAAAUUCAUUAGCUUCUACUGCUCAUUCUUUACUAUAAAUGAGAAGCCAAACAAGAACAAGGAGAGAUUCAAAUAACGGGGGUACUCGGAAUAACUCUGACCUUAGACAGCUAAAUCUCUCUAAUAUAGAAAGACUGGAUGGUUCUUUCUUAUGUAUGGAUGAGAAAAAGAAGAGAAUAGUGGAUUUAAGUAGGAUUAACAUCACCUCCAGAGAAUUCAUAACUGGUGAAAGAAGUAAUACAUCAUUUCUUAAGGAUAAUAAGUUUCUAUGA